Phyllotreta striolata is the source of this 1977-nucleotide messenger RNA. The record is from the annotation of a GenBank genome assembly. NCBI's taxonomy places the organism in Eukaryota, Metazoa, Arthropoda, Insecta, Coleoptera, Chrysomelidae.
AAGAAGAAGUUUAUUUUUGAGAAUUAUUAUUAGUUAAAAUUUAUUUAAAUAAUACGAUUGGGAACAUGAAGUAUAAAUUUAUUAAUACUAUCAGAAUAUCGGUUACAAAUAGUACUUCUGUCACCCAUUUCAAAAUAUUUAUUUCAAUACAACAAAUAAUGGUCGAUUUAUUAAAGAAAAUGAACGUCGAGAAACGGACGGAUGUGCACAUAUAAACGGCUACUAAUUAUAAAUUUCAUUUACAUAUUUUCAGGUACCACAACUACAAAAAGUACAAUGCGUGAGAAAUGACUAGUGCAAUAACUUACAAUUUUUUUUCUAACAAUCUUUUACAAACACUCUACUUCUAUCAAACAUUUGCACUCCUGCGUCUAUUUUUUUUAAAUCUUUUUCGAUUUCGGUGCGUUUCUGUUGCACUCGUAGCGUGUCCUUCGUGAAGGGCAGCGAAUUAAGCUCUUGAAUUUUAUUGUAAUACUUUUUCUUGAGGUUCGCUAACGUGUCUAAUCGUUCGCUUUCUGGUAUUAAUCUAUAUCCGCGUGGACAAUUCGCGUUAAAAUUUUCACAAUUAUCACUCCUUUUUUGAGUUGUGUCUGGCUUUUUGAUCGAUAUAUUGUUACUGCUACUUUUGUUAUCGCCUAUUUUCGUAGUUCUCAUGCUAGAAUCAGAUGUCUCCUCUUUAUCACUAGCAUUAGCAUUGACGUGCAAAACUUGAAUGCCCUCUUCGAUCGAAUUGACUGAAUCUGGAGUUUUCACGCUCCCCAAACGUUCCGAAUUGGUUUCCAAAGUUUGCACUGACCUCUCUGAGAAAGUCUGGCUCGAAGUAGUCUGCUUAGAAGUAGAAGUGUCAGGUUUAACGAUAUUAUCGUUAAUUUUAAUAUCCUUAACGAUAUUGCUGUGUUUGUUUGCUUGGACAUUGUGACUGCUCCUCCGCUUACGGGGAGCCACUGGUCUCCUGCUAUUUCUCUCCAUUUUGGUUAAAUCGUUCGAAGUAGCGGAUCUUCUCAUGGUGCCUGGCCCUUUGAUCAAGCACUGCAAAUGACAUACAGAAUUAACGUUUUCUUUAACGAAAUUUCUCGUACACGUCGAUUUCGGUUCACAAAACAUUCCACCAAGCGUUUUAAUGGGCAUUGCUAGCGCUUUGUGAAUUGAAUUUUAUUAUUCGCACUGCGUAAUUCCGUUUAGACCCCGAAAUGAGAUAUAAUUGGUAUUUUAACGAUUGAUUUUAGUACAAAAAUUUUUGUUUAAUUUUUAAAGCCAAGAUCAAUUUUCGUUAUGUCAUGUGUCAAAUGUGUCAAUGUCUUUAACAAAACAGGCAACUUGCGAUUAAAAGAGACACAAGCAAACAUUUUUGUUUUUAGAAACCAGUAAACAAUAAUAUAGACUGUUAAAUGUUCAUAAUGUGCAAUUGAAAUAAUUUACAUGCUCUGUUUCGAUUCUUUUUUCGAUAAUUUGACCAUCGCUUACGAAAAUAAACAAAAGACAAGUUGUUUGACGUUUGUUAGUUGUCAAGUCGAUUCAAAUGGUUGUCAAAGUUUGUUUAUUUUUGGCCAUUAUUGUUUGUUUAUGUCUAUUACAGGAAAAUAUGAGUUCUGCAGAACAGAAAGUCGUGUCAGUUGAUUUCGAAGUAUUCGGCAGAGUACAAGGGGUAUUUUUUCGAAAGAAUACGGAAAAAGAAGCGAAAACUUUAGGUCUUAAAGGAUGGUGUAUGAAUACCUCACAUAAUACUGUUAAGGGAGUGAUAGAAGGUGCUCCUGAACCAAUAAAAAAAAUGAAACACUGGUUACAAGAAGUAGGAAGCCCCUCUUCGAGAAUAGACAAAGCAGUUUUUACAAAUGAACAAACUGGAAAUAAACAUAAAUUUUCCUCUUUUCAGAUUAAAAAGUGAAUAAACAUCAAAUGAUUCUGUACUACACAUACAAAAUUGAAAGUAUUAUUGAUUAUUUAAUUUUUUUUGUUCAAUAAAUUAUUUUAAUUUAA